UCCUGAGUGGUAAAAUUCUGUUAUAUAUCAGGAAAAUAUUCUAACACUUGGGAUUUGAGAUCACUUGACUUGGAUACACGACGGUCCAUAAUAAAUCGAUCAAAUGUAUUUAUAAAGCACCUUUUUAUGUCAGGAGAUAUCACAAAGUGCUUAUACAGAAACCCAGCCUACAACCCCAGUUGUGGUUCAGCUAGAAUAAGAUGAAUGCCUGGAAAGAAGAGUAGUAUUUGAGGCUAUUAGCUCUAUUUGCCUGUCAGAAGAAUCGUGGUGGAGUAUUGCGCUCCAGUAAACACCUUGCGUCCAGUGGUUGAUUCGCUGGAUGUAUUGUUGUCAUGAAUGAAUAAAAACGUGCGUGUGAGUCCGGGCGCAGUUCAGUCUGUAAGCAUGGAUACCACUAUUGGAGUCUCGUUUUUGGACCCGUUGAAUGAUUACGAGUUAAUUCAACGUAUUGGGACUGGCACGUAUGGUGAUGUGUUCAAGGCUCGAAACAUCAGGAGUUCAGCAAUGGCAGCCAUCAAAAUAGUCAAACUGGAUCCUGGUGAUAUCACAUCCAUCCAGCAGGAGAUCACUAUGAUGAAGGAAUGUAAGCACAAGAACAUCGUGGCCUAUUUCGGCAGCUAUCACAGGAACACAAAAUUAUGGAUAUGCAUGGAGUACUGUGGAGGGGGGUCGUUACAAGACAUUUACCACGUGACUGGGCCGUUCAAGGAGAAGCAGAUAGCCUACAUCUGCAGAGAAACCCUCCAGGGCUUGUACCACCUGCAUGAGACAAGUAAAAUGCAUAGGGACAUAAAGGGAGCAAAUAUCCUCAUCACAGAACGAGGAGACAUCAAACUGGCCGAUUUUGGAGUUGCUGCAGAGAUCAGUGCUUCUGUAGCCAAGAGGAAGUCUUUUAUAGGAACUCCCUACUGGAUGGCACCGGAGGUGGCAGCAGUGGAGAAGAAGGGGGGGUACAACCAUCUGUGUGACAUCUGGGCGGUGGGCAUCACGGCCAUCGAGCUGGCAGAGCUCCAGCCACCUAUGUUUGACCUCCACCCUAUGAGAGCCUUGAUGUUGAUGUCAAAAAGCAGCUUCCAGCCUCCCAGGCUCAAGGACAAGACCAAGUGGUCUGCAGCGUUCCAGAGCUUUGUGAAGAUGUCCCUCAUCAAGAACCCUAGGAAGAGGCCGUCGGCCGAAACUUUACUGCAGCACCCGUUUGUGACCCAGUUGCUGACCCGUAACCUGAUUAUUGAGCUGCUGGACAUGGCCAAUAACCCUGACCUCCACUCCACACACAGCAUGGACGACAACGAUCUGGAGAAUGGAGAAGCUGCUCCUGAUAAGAUCCAGUCUGCAGGGAAACUCCUGCCUGCAGAGAGGACUCUGUCUGAAGAGCAGCUUGACCAGGUGAAGUUUGGGCCUCCGUUGAGGAAAGUGACAGAGCCUUAUCCUGAUAUGCAAAGCUCGUACGGAGACGAUUGGGACGUCUCAGAAGAGGACACUGAGUCACCGAGCCUGUUGGAAUGUGUGGAGGAAGCUCUGCAGCUGAGGAGCUUAACCAUUAAGAGAGUGCCAUCUGCUGGUGGGGGUAAAGGUGGGAGGAAGAGUGGGUUAUUCAGCCCUUCCACAGCCUCCCUGCCUGCCAUCAGCUCAUUCUGUCCCACCCUGGAGGACAAGGACCUCACCCUUGGCCCCAGCUCCAGCCUGGGGCCCGACUCCACCCACACACCCAAAAACUUCACGUCAGUCUUGGCCAGGUGUUCUGCAACUCAGGACAUCAGCAGACAGUGGUGUAGUGACCCCAGUGUUUCUGAGGGGGGCGCCGUACAGGCAGAGAAGAAGAAGACAGAAGGGGUGACCUCAUCAUGCAGAGAAACCUCUCUCUCUCCAGAGUGGAGCACACUGAGGAGGAAGACGAACUCUAGAGCUGAUUGUCAUGGACUCCCUCCUACCCCUCAAGUUCAUAUGGGUGCCUGUUUCUCUAAAGUCUUCAAUGGUUGUCCUUUGAAGAUCCACUGUGCUGUGACCUGGAUUCUCCCUAAAACUAGAGAUCAGUAUCUUAUUCUGGGGGCAGAAGAGGGUGUCUACACCCUCAACCUCAACGAGCUCCAUGAGGACACCCUGGAGAAGUUGCUCCCACAGAGAUGUACAUGGCUGUUUGUCAUGAACAAUGUCUUGAUGUCCGUAUCAGGGAAGUCUUCCCAGCUGUACUCCCACAGUCUGACGGCUCUGUUUGAACAGAGGGGCCACAAGCAGCAGAAACAGAGUCACCUGUCCCUCAGUACCAACCGUCUCACUGAGAGGAUCAACCCCAGGCAGAGGAAAUAUGCUGUAACUGUGAAGAUACCAGACACUAAAGGCUGUCGAAGAUGCAGUGUGGCAAGAAACCCACACACAGACAGCACGUUCCUGUGUGGGGCUGUACCAUCAGGUCUAAUUCUACUCUUGUGGUAUGAGCCUCUGCAGAAGUUCUUGCAGCUCAAGCAUAUAGACAUGCGUCUACCGGAUUCUCUCCCUAUCUUUGAGCUACUGGUGUUAGUGAAGGAUGAGUUCCCACAGCUAUGUGUCGGGGUGGGGGACUGUGCUGCAGAGGGAGGGAAACCACCAACCAACCAGCAGCUGAAGUUCGACAUCAUAGAGUUGAACGGCACACCAAAUUCUUCACCAGAGAGUACGCCGGACCGGGGCCGGACCGGAGCCGGACCGGGAGCCAUGCAGGCAACACAGCUGGACAGAGACACGGUUCUCAUUGUACUUGAGAAGACUGUGAAGAUUGUCAACCUACAAGGUCUUCCCUCCAAGGAGCUGGCUGCUGAACUUGUCUUUGACUUCCCCAUUGAAACACUAAUUUGUUUACAGGACAGUGUUCUGGCUUUCUGGAAGCAUGGUCUUAAAGGGAGGAGCCUUCACACAAAUGAGGUCACGCAGGAAAUCACAGACGAAAGCAGAGUAUUCCAGGUCUUGGGGACGAAUAGGGAUAUUGUCCUUCAGAGUACCCCCACAGAGGACCCGUCAGCCAUGACCAACCUCUAUAUCCUGACUGGCCAUGAAAGCAGCUACUGAGAGAAGAGAGACAAGGACUGAAAGAAAAUAAUAGAUAUUGGGAUUUAAGUAAGAAGAGAAGAAGAGUGUGUCUUGAGAUGGGAAGUGCUUCUCUGGCACCUAAUAAACUCACUGUAGACUUGUCUCAAACUGAGCUAACCCCCUCUACCUGCAUAUGGGGAACAUACAGACCAUGGGGGACUCUCACACACUAAACCACAGGGAGAUAACUGAGCUGGUGUGUGUUUGAGGAAGGACUUGUAAAAAAAAGACUUGUCAGAGAGAGCCCCCUGUCGUGACCUCUAACCCCUUGAAUGGCACAAACUACUUUUAACCUUACACAACCCCAUUGUCUAUUUUUACUGGUAUGACUGAUAACUGAAGUCUGACCUGUCUCCUGAAACAACAUUGUGAACACCACCCUGCUCUGUCCAUUAACUGUAGUAUUACUAUGUGACGUCAUGGCAUAGGUGGCGCCGCUCCAAGAUGUCAACAUAAAUAGUUUAGAAAAUAUGUGCCAUAGAAUCAGAGUGCCAAAACAUUCUAAAAGUGCUUUGAAAGACUUUACUGAGAUCAAUUUAAAGGCCUGUUUCCCAGACCCAGAUGAAGACUAUUCCAGCACUAAAAAGAGCUUGCAACAUGUGUUUGUUUGCCACAAAGUGCUCAAAGACUGGUAGUGAUACUAUGUUGUGUUUAAUGGUUUUGGUUUGGUUUGGUUUGGUUGUGCAGUAUGAGGCCCAAUGUAACACUCAUCAUCCAUGAAAUACACUUGAAGGAGCAUGCAUGUUGCUUUUUGAAUUUUCUUUUAGGAAAAUCAUAUGAUGUGGGAAUAUGGAUUUAAGAGAUUUUAUGUAUACUUAGUUUUAACUUACGCCAAACAAUAGAUUUUUUUCAAAGACGAGAGAGAGAGAGAGAGAGAGUCGAAAAUAGCGGGUCCGAGACAAGGUAGCACAUCCGGUGAACCGUGAUUGGGAGUCCCAUAGGGUGGCGCACAAUUGGCCCAGCGUCGUCCGGGUUAGGGUUUGGCCGGGGUAGGCCGUCAUUGUAAAUAAGAAUUUGUUCUUAACUGACUUGCCUAGUUAAAUAAAUAAAUACAAAUAAAUGGUCCUAGGGCUCAGGUCCUCCGGGAGUGGAGGGAGAAUUAGAGGGAGCAUAGUUAAAUUCACACAGGACACCAGAUAAGACAGGAGAUUUAUAUCAGAUAUAACAGACUGACCCUAGCCCCCUGGAACAUAGACCAUUGCAGCAUAGAUACUGGAGCCUGAGACAUGGGAGGGGUGGGGGACACUGUGGCCCCGGACAGGGCAAACCAGGCAGGAUUAAAACCCCACCCACUUUGCCAAAGUACAGCCCACACACCACUAGAGGGAUAUCAACUUACUACCCUUACCACUAGAGGGAUAUCAACUUACUACCCUUAGACAAGGCUGAGUAUAGCCCACAAAGAUUUCCUCCACCGCACAAGAACGAAGGGUCGCAAAACUGGACAGGAAGAUCACGUCAGUGACUCAACCCACUCAAGUGAUGUACCCCUCCUAGGGACGGCAUGGAAGAGCACUAGUAAGCCAGUGACUCAGCCCCCUGCAAUAGAGUCAGAGACAUGGAUUAGCUUUUCUGCAUCAUUUUUUACCCCAAAAAUCUGAUUUUUGCAAUGUUACAAAGAUGGAGAAAAGCUGCCCUUGAAAUAUUAUUGAUAAGUUCGUCAAAAGAGAGAUCGGGGUCCAGAGUAACGCCAAGGUCCUUCACAGUUUUAUUUGAGACGACUGUACAACCAUCAAGAUUAAUUGUCAGAUCCAACAGAAGAUCUCUUUGUUUCCUGGGACUUUGAACUAGCAUCUCUGUUUUGUCCGAGUUUAAAAGUAAACCAUUGGUUGCCAUCCACUUCCUUAUGUAUGAAACACAGGCUUCCAGGGUAGGCAAUUUUGGGCCUUCACCAUGUUUCAUCAAAAUGUACAACUGUGUGUCGUCCGCAUGACAUUUUUAUCAUGUGUAUCUGCCGUCUCAUUGGCUAGAAUUGUAUUACCUGAUCUUACCUCCUGAAUACCUUCCAUUUUUGAAGAAAUGUAUUUUCAUUGUUAGAGCAGCCACUUGAGUAUCUGGUCAAUAUAAUGGAUAAUCUGUGGCUGAGGCCAAUAUAGAGUGAUAGGAAUAAUGUACUUCAGUAGUCUUUUUUUGAGCUAAGAUAGAUGAUGAGGAGGAGACCUGGCUGAUGACCCAGUGGGAGUAAAAUAAGUUGGGUACUGUUAAAUCGGUGAAGGUAGCUCGAAGUGGACUUGUGAUGAUUUUCUGUGUUUCUUCCGUCCAGAGGUAGCGGGUGCCUCGUGUCACGUGCCUCCGGACAAGACCUGUGACUUGCUUUGCUCUCUAGAGCAGGGCGCCUUUGAAAGAAUUCAUUGGGGGAGUGACGUUGUGUUGAGGUGGAGCAACUGAAAUUGAAGAUUCCCUGUGUCUGUGACACCUGCCGUUUGGGCCACGCAGACCCAGUGGCGAGCGUGGUGAAACUUAGAAGACAUUGUCUGUCUUUUUUUGUUUUAAAGCAGUCUUUACCUGAUAAAGCCAUGUUAGGAUAUGUCAGUUAUACCGUUAUAUAGCUUUUGUGCCAAACCCACUAAGGUGUUUCAGAUGCCAAGCUUAUGGUCAUGUUGCAGCAGUGUGUAGGAGGGAGAUUCCGAGACGUGAGAAGUGUGCAGGAGGGCAUGGGACAAAGGAGUGUGUGGUAUCGGUGGAAAAAACAGUGUCAAUUGUGGGGGUGCCCAUGUCGCUAGGGAUCAGAAGUGACCGGUGCGAGAGAGACAGGCUGAUGUUGCCAGGGUUAGAGUAGAACAAAAGGUGUUGUAUGCUGAGGCAGUGAAAAGAGUUGCCCUAGAGCAGCUUUUCCCAAACUCGGUCCUGGGGACCCAAAGGGGUUGGUCCUGGGGACCCAUUCUGGUUGUUUCCCUAGUACUACACAGCUGAUUCAAAUAACCAAAACUUGAUGAGUUCCUUAUUUGAAUCAGAUGUGUAGUGCAAGGGCAAAAACCAAAACGUGCACCUUUUGGGGUCCUCAGGACCGGGUUUUGGAAACGCUGAACUAGUGGUAUAUAGAUGUACUAUAGGGUUAGUUAGUGGUAUGUAGUAGUGCUGUAUAGAUGUAGGGUUAGUUGGUGGUAUGUAGUAGUGCUGUAUAGAUGUAGGGUUAGUUGGUGGUAUGUAGUAGUGCUGUAUAGAUGUAGGGUUAGUUGGUGGUAUGUAGUAGUGCUAUAUAGAUGUAGGGUUAGUUGGUGGUAUGUAGUAGUGCUAUAUAGAUGUAGGGUUAGUUGGUGGUAUGUAGUAGUGCUGUAUAGAUGUAGGGUUAGUUGGUGGUAUGUAGUAGUGCUGUAUAGAUGUAGGGUUAGUUGGUGGUAUGUAGUAGUGCUGUAUAGAUGUAGGGUUAGUUGGUGGUAUGUAGUAGUGCUGUAUAGAUGUAGGGUUAGUUGGUGGUAUGUAGUAGUGCUAUAUAGAUGUAGGGUUAGUUGGUGGUAUGUAGUAGUGCUAUAUAUAUGUAGGGUUAGUUGGUGGAUAUUUUAUCCCUUUCCCCUUAUUUUUGUAUCACAAAAUGCAACGUUAUCGACCACACACCACCGCACAGUAGGUGGCAGCAUGCACAAACAAAAUGUGUGAAUGCCAUGAUACUAAAGAAUAAGAUAUCUUUUACUAAGGUUGGCGUCUUAGCGUUCAUAGCCAUGGUUAUCAACUGUACUGCAUAAACGGAACGUCAAUCACAGCAAUCACAGCAUGCAGUUCGGGGCCUGGCUCAAUGGGGGGACUCCGCCCACGUUUGACCCCGCCCACCAGUGUUUUUUUUUGUCCAUCUGAGGUUUGACAGUCACACACUGAAUACAAACACACACAUUUGUGCAAGGCACACGUUGAAUACAAACGUAUUUCAUUUUUGAAGAUCGUAAGAAAUAUUAUAUGAAGUGGUACCAGCACAUAACACUUUUUGCUUCAUGCUAUAUUUGAGACAUUGUUGCAGUGAACAACAGACUUGUUAUGUAUGUCAUGUACUGUUACAAUUGUGUUGAUAAAUGUUAUAACUUUGUAA
Molecule: messenger RNA, 7084 nt
Organism: Salvelinus fontinalis (brook trout)
Lineage: Eukaryota; Metazoa; Chordata; Actinopteri; Salmoniformes; Salmonidae
Product: mitogen-activated protein kinase kinase kinase kinase 2-like
Exons: 32
Coding region: 337-3042 (901 amino acids)
Biological process (GO): protein phosphorylation
Molecular function (GO): ATP binding; MAP kinase kinase kinase kinase activity
Source: RefSeq, a predicted model, not a curated record